Molecule: messenger RNA, 5356 nt
Organism: Mesocricetus auratus (golden hamster)
Lineage: Eukaryota; Metazoa; Chordata; Mammalia; Rodentia; Cricetidae
Gene: Ndst3
Product: N-deacetylase and N-sulfotransferase 3
Exons: 14
Coding region: 312-2933 (873 amino acids)
Cellular component (GO): Golgi apparatus
Molecular function (GO): heparan sulfate N-sulfotransferase activity; deacetylase activity
Source: RefSeq, a predicted model, not a curated record
CAUAACAUGAGGGGACUGGCCAGGACUGGCCUUACUGCCACUUGCAAAGGCAGGGAGCCCAAACGAAGGCUGUACAUGCUCCUCUUCCUACUUUUUUUUUAAUCUGUCGAUUGAAACUUUUCCCCGCAUUUUCCAACUCUCUGAACUUUAAUUCCAGACUGUAUUUCCUGUGAGUCCUGGUCGCGCAAUCCAGAUGUGUUGCAAUGGUGACAUAAGCUACUGACUGAGACUAGGAGCGUGGCUGACACUCCAUCCUUCCUCUCAUUUUUUAAUGGUGCUUCUUUUGGAAUAGUCAAAGGAGUCCACCCGACAUGAGUUUUACCAUGAAACUUCACAGACACUUUCAGAGAACACUGAUUCUGCUUGCCACUUUUUGUGUAGUAAGCAUUAUUAUUUCUGCUUACUACCUGUACAGUGGUUACAAACAGGAAAGUGAACUCUCUGGGAGGACUUCAGAAGCAGACUGCGGUGACCUCCAGCACAUACCGUCCAGGCUGAUGGAAGUGAAGAGGACAAUGAUUUCUGAUGCUUCAAGGACAGACCCCACAGUCCUAGUGUUUGUGGAGAGCCAGUACUCAUCCCUUGGCCAAGACAUCAUUAUGAUGCUAGAAUCCAUUCGAUUCCACUAUCACACUGAAAUCGCUCCUGGAAAAGGGGACCUUCCAGCCCUUACAGACAACGUGAAGGGCAAAUAUGUUCUCAUCAUAUAUGAGAAUAUUUUAAAAUACAUAAACAUGGACUCUUGGAAUAGAAGCCUCUUAGAUAAAUACUGUGUAGAGUAUGGUGUGGGUAUCAUUGGAUUCCACAAAACCAGUGAGAAAAACCCACAGAGCUUUCAGUUCAGAGGGUUCCCCUUUUCCAUAAGUGGAAACCUGGCAGUAAAGGAUUGCUGUAUUAACCCUCACUCCCCAUUGCUUCGUGUGACCAAAUCAUCCAAGCUUGACAGAGGUUCUUUACCAGGAACUGACUGGACAGUUUUUCAGAUUAACCACUCAACCUACCAGCCAGUAAUAUUUGCCAAAGUUACGACUCCAGAAAACCUUUCUCCUCCCAUCUCUAAAGGUGCUUUUUAUGCCACUAUCAUACAUGACCUGGGGCUUCAUGAUGGGAUCCAGCGCGUUCUUUUUGGCAACAACUUGAACUUUUGGCUGCACAAGCUCAUCUUCAUAGAUGCCAUCUCCUUCCUGUCAGGGAAGAGGCUGACCUUGUCCUUGGACAGGUACAUCCUUGUGGACAUUGAUGACAUAUUUGUGGGGAAGGAGGGAACAAGGAUGAACACCAAUGAUGUGAAGGCCCUGCUUGACACUCAGAAUCUUUUGCGAGCACAAAUCACGAAUUUUACAUUCAACCUUGGAUUUUCAGGGAAGUUUUAUCACACAGGAACUGAAGAGGAGGAUGAAGGAGAUGAUUGUCUUUUGGGGUCUGUGGAUGAGUUCUGGUGGUUUCCUCACAUGUGGAGUCACAUGCAGCCCCACCUCUUCCAUAAUGAAUCAUCAUUAGUGGAGCAGAUGAUUCUCAACAAAAAAUUUGCCUUAGAGCACGGCAUUCCUACCGACAUGGGCUACGCAGUGUCCCCUCACCACUCGGGCGUCUACCCUGUACAUGUACAGCUUUAUGAGGCUUGGAAGAAGGUUUGGAAUAUUAAAAUCACCAGCACUGAAGAAUAUCCUCAUCUGAAACCAGCUAGGUAUCGGAGAGGCUUCAUCCACAAAAACAUCAUGGUUCUUCCAAGACAAACCUGUGGACUCUUCACUCACACAAUUUUCUACAAGGAAUAUCCAGGUGGCCCCAAGGAACUGGACAAGAGUAUUCAUGGAGGGGAGCUCUUUUUCACUGUGGUUCUCAACCCAAUCAGUAUUUUCAUGACCCAUUUGUCUAACUAUGGAAAUGACCGACUGGGAUUAUAUACAUUUGUGAAUCUAGCCAAUUUUGUGCAGACCUGGACCAACCUGCGUCUUCAGACCCUGCCUCCAGCUCAGCUGGCUCACAAGUAUUUUGAGCUCUUUCCUGAUCAGAAAGACCCUCUCUGGCAGAACCCCUGUGAUGACAAACGCCACAGAGACAUUUGGUCUAAAGAAAAAACCUGCGAUCGUUUACCAAAAUUCUUGGUAAUAGGACCCCAGAAAACUGGUACCACUGCCUUGUGUCUGUUCCUGAUUAUGCAUCCUUCCAUCCUUAGUAACUCCCCCAGCCCAAAAUCCUUUGAGGAGGUACAGUUCUUUAAUAGAAAUAACUACCACAGGGGGAUUGAUUGGUACAUGGAUUUCUUCCCAGUCCCAUCUAAUGUCACCAGUGACUUUCUGUUUGAGAAGAGUGCCAAUUACUUCCAUUCAGAGGAAGCUCCUAAAAGGGCUGCUUCUCUAGUCCCCAAAGCCAAGAUCAUCACCAUACUCAUUGACCCAUCGGACCGAGCAUACUCCUGGUACCAGCAUCAGCGAUCUCAUGAAGACCCCGCAGCUCUGAAGUUUAGCUUCUAUGAAGUGAUCUCUGCUGGGCCCCAUGCACCCUGGGAACUUCGCACCCUGCAGAAGAGAUGCUUGGUCCCUGGGUGGUAUGCUAACCACAUUGAGCGAUGGCUUGUUUAUUUCCCUCCCUUUCAGCUGCUAAUUAUCGACGGGCAGCAGCUAAGAACUGACCCAGCUACUGUGAUGGAUGAAGUCCAGAAGUUUCUAGGAGUCUCGCCUCAUUAUAAUUAUUCUGAAGCUUUAACGUUUGAUUCUCAUAAAGGUUUCUGGUGUCAGCUGUUGGAAGAAGGUAAAACAAAAUGCCUUGGAAAGAGUAAAGGAAGAAAGUAUCCACCGAUGGACUCUGAUAGCAGAGCGUUUCUGUCCAGCUACUACCGGGACCACAACGUGGAGCUCUCCAAGCUGCUGCACAGGUUGGGGCAGCCUUUGCCUUCAUGGUUGAGACAGGAGCUGCAGAAGGUGAGGUAGCAUGGAGAAAGCAGCUCAAAUCUGUCCAUGGACUGGCACGUACCUCCUCCAGAGCCAGCAGAAGCUACCAAAACGCUGUCAAACGCAUACCUCUUCGUCAAGAAAAAGAAGCAAGGUUCCUUCCAUGUGCUGGCAUGUGGAUAAUUGUGGGGUGGGCAUAUAAAGUACCUUUAAGAAACUUCCGCAACUAAUGGCCUUCCACUCUGUACUUGUGUGGAAACCUAAUACCAACCAAUGUAAAUUUAAAAAAAAAAAAAGAAAAGAAAAAACAAAACACCGACACAGACCUGUUCCAUUUCACACUAAUAUUUACAAUUUUGUAUAUCAUCUAAAGUUAUAUUUCUGUAGAUUUCUGGACCACUGUUUGACCGUAAAAUGUUUUUUUAAUUGAUUCUGUGAAGUAUCUUCUAUGAUGAUAAAUGUCACAGUGUAAAAUUCCAAAAGCAUGAAAAACAGAAAGGCUGCCAGCAUAGGCCAUGGCAGUGAGACCGAGACUGGAAAGUUAUUUAUGGGUGUUGUCUCCACUAGACACAAACACAGGAUAAAACUAGAGCAAAGGCGCUGACUCCUUGUGCUCAGCCCAGUGUGCUUAUGUAGCUAUGCACCGCAGACUUGGCAGACAGUAAACAGAAACCUUUAUUACAUCAAAAUAGUGAAUGGCGAUGGAAGAGCACUGACUAAAUCCUCUAAGAGAGAGAGGCAGUGAUCAUCUACAGGUAUGCCAUUGAGACCUCUACGCGUUCCGCUCUAAGCUGUGGGUCCAUCCGGGUCACCCUCGGUUGCAGAGAACUGUGAGCAGUGUGUAGGAAGUGUCCUAUCCGAGUCACCUCGACUUCUAGAUGUGCAGGGCAGCUACUGAACAAACUGUAAACUAAGGACUGUUUCUUGGGGUGCUUUAUCGAAGCACUCAGACUUAAAUUAUUGAAAAAUUGCAUUUUCCAGGUGAUCCCAAAGGAAAUUAUGCAAUGUACAGAUUUAAGUGGAAAAGGAAUUAAUUUGCAAAUUGUAAUCUAAUAUUUGAAACGUUUCUUGUGCUACAAGGUGGAGACAGCUGAGCAGGUAAAGUCCAAUGUUUGAUAAUAUCUCCCGUAUCUUCCACAUCCCUACCCUACAGUGAGCGUAGUCAAAUGUAUGAACUAUCUACAAAAACAGGCACAGAAGUGCAAAGGUAAGCACGACUCUUGAAAUCCAUUCAAUUUCAAUUAGACGUGCAAUGAGUCAGGAAUUCAAAACAAGAGUAUAGUCGAUCCUACUUUCCUGUGUUAAUAUUUACUUAAUUUUGUAUUGUAAUUGACACAUAUGUAAAUAUUAAGUAGUACCUCCCCUGUUGUGACUACACAAGCUCUUAUAAAGUAUUUUACAAGAUAUGUUUAGAAAAAAUAUAUGCAAGAAAGUCAAUGGCCUAAAGAUUUUGUGCAUUAUAGUGCACAAAACCAUACUCUUUCAGUUUCUUACCAGUUAGAAAACAAAAGGGACAUGCUUCCAUUCACUGUGUGUUUCCUUAUACACCGUGUAUUUCCUUAUACACAUCGCCAUUAGCGAUUUGUCUGUUUAAGGUUUUUCUGUGUUUUAUGUACUCAAAGAAUACAGAAAGAAUUGAACAAACAACCACAUUUUAAGAGAACCCUGACUGAGAAGCAAAAGCAAAAGACGGAGAAAUCGGUCUUCACCCUUACUGCUGAGUCUUCAGAAGUUGUCACCUGCCAAACCCAGCAGGACAAUCAUCCCUCACUUCCAUGACCAUUAAUUUAAGAAAAUUGGCUCAAGGGGGUCAUGAGACCCAGCAGCUCCAGCUGUUACUGUCUCACUGGCGAUGGUGUCUCAGCUCGUAAAGGGAGGGAGGAAAUAAGUUGACAUAUGUCUCCACAUUUGAACCUCUAGAUAAAUUGGCUACUGACAUCUUUAGUCUAGGUAGACAGUGCCUUUAAAAUAAAUGGCAAAAAUAGCACUUAUAAUGAAUCAGAUAAAAAGAGAGAGGGUACCAAGACCUGUUCACUCACAAGUACAUGUCAGAUGCAGUGUCGGAGAGCAAUCCUUUGAAAGGGUUUUGGCCACUUCGCAUGUCAAAGAGACAGCUCCAAAUUCUAGAGGACACCCACAGGCUUCACACUGUGAGCUCCAGCUGGCCAUUAUGCUAUCCUGAAAGUAACAGAGAUCUAUGAGAAAAGAAUGAGAGAGAACAUGAUUUCAAACUAGCUUUGUAUAGAAUUCUCUUUUUCAUUACUUGUAAUAUGAGACUUCCUCAGGAAGAAAUGAAAUGGUUAUUUCAAUGUUUAUAGCUAUAAUAUUCUUGUCAUUCACAUUGAAUGGAAAUUAUUGGGAACAUUUUUUUUCCUCUGGGUUUAAAAAAAAACCUUCAAUAUAAUUCAAAAAGUGGCAUGAUACCUCAUAUGUAUAACAAUAAACUCUGAUAAGAAAAUGAA